This is a messenger RNA of Didymodactylos carnosus, 4080 nucleotides long. NCBI's taxonomy places the organism in Eukaryota, Metazoa, Rotifera, Eurotatoria, Philodinida, Philodinidae. The record is from the annotation of a GenBank genome assembly.
AUGUUAUGGAAAAAGAGAAAAAUACAGCCAGAACCAUUGAAAAUAUCGAUAUUGUUUGCUACAAAAUGUAUCUCAGCCUCACUUUAUAUCCUAGUCCAAAUAUUGAGAGUUAUGUAUUAUUUUUUACCAUCGAGAUCAAUUACACAAGAACAAGGAUUUGUUACGUUUAUCACACCCAUACUUGUAAUUAUUACAGUGUUACACGGUCUAUGGUUAAUGAACAAUGAGCGUACCAAAGGAAUGUUUUGUUCGGGUUUACUAUUUUCAUUUUGGUUACUAUCAACAGUGGCCAUUAUACCAGAUUUAGUCAUUUAUACAAUCGAAUUUAAACGAGAUAGAUUUUUAUUAAAAGAAUUAGCUCGUGUUUGGAUACAAUUUUCACUCUCAUUACUGUUAUUUAUAGCAAACUGCUUUGCCGAACCUCAUGACUUUCGAAAAACAUCUGGAAAAAACAUUUGUCCCGAACUCUAUGUUAGUUUUCCAUCUCGAAUUACUUUCUGGUGGGUUACGAAAGUAGUUAUUCGAGGUUACAAACGUCCUCUAAUAGAAGAUGAUUGUUGGGAUUUACAUUUAUCAGAAAAAGCAGUUAAUGUUGUUGAAAAAUUACAAUAUUAUUGGAAUAGAAAAUUAUUAAAUUUUAUCCAUAACCCGUCACAACCUGUAUGGCUUGGUAUAUUUUAUGCUUGUCUGUUGGGCUUAGUUGUAUUUGCUCAAACAUUAUUUUCACAAGCCUCUUUUCAUCGACAAUUUGUUGUUGGGCUCAGAUUUCGUUCAGCUAUCACUGGAAUCGUUUAUAGAAAAAGUUUAAAACUAUCAAAUUCAUCGAAACAAACGACUACUACCGGUGAAAUUGUUAAUUUGAUGACUAUAGAUGCUCAAUGUUUUCAACAAUUGGCAUUUCAUAUUCAUGAUUUAUGGUCGGGUCCAGUGCAGAUAACUCUUGCUCUUUAUUUACUCUAUAAUCUAAUGGGUUAUUCAAUUAUACCCGGUGUAGUUUUAUUAUUAAGUAUGAUACCAAUUAAUAUACUUAUGCAAAGAAUGCAAAAGACGUUAAUGGUAUUGAAAUUGUAUGCCUGGGAGCCGGCGUUCAUUCAUCGUAUAUCGGAUAUACGUGAGAAAGAGUUAUUAUGUAUUCGUAAAAAGGCGAUUGUUGGCGCUAUAUCGGCACUUAUUGGGACAUUUACACCGAUAUUGAUUUGCAUAACAACAUUUGCCGUUUACGUGUUAUCAAAUAAAAAUAAUGUGUUGGACCCUUCAAUAGCAUUUGUGGCUGUAUCUCUACUUCAUUUGUUAAGAGUUCCAUUAGUAGCACUCCCAGGAAUUAUCGCUAACAUUGCAGAUGCUCUUGUAUCCGAUGAACGUAUAUCAAAGUUUCUUUCAAACGAAGAAAUUGACGAAGAAGCUGUACAACGAGUUUCUUGCAGUGAUGAUGAAAAUGUAAUUAGAAUUGAAAAUGGUUCAUUUUUAUGGACGUCAAAUGAACAACGCGGAUUAAUAUUAAAAAAUAUCAACAUGUGUAUACGAAAAGGCUCAUUGUGUGCGAUCGUCGGCAGUGUAGGUAGUGGUAAAUCGUCAAUAUUAUCCUCAAUAUUAGGUGAAAUGAAUAAAGUUGAAGGUCAAGUAAUAGUUAAUGGUCGUGUAGCUUAUGUACCACAACAUGCAUGGAUUAUGAAUUCAACAUUAAGAGAAAAUAUUUUAUUUGGAAAAGAUUUAAAUGACAAAGAGUAUAUGCAGGUUAUUGAUUCAUGUGCAUUGAAACAAGAUUUAGAUAUGUUACCACAUGGUGAUCAAACAGAAAUUGGAGAAAAGGGUAUAAAUUUAUCUGGUGGGCAAAAACAGAGAGUAUCAUUAGCUCGUGGUAUUUAUAACGAUGCUGAUUUAUAUCUACUUGACGAUCCAUUAUCAGCUGUUGAUGCACACGUUGGAAAUCAUAUAUUUCGACAUGUUAUUGGACCAAAAGGUUUACUAGCAGGAAAAACUCGUUUACUGGUUACUCAUGGCAUAACUCAUUUGCAUAAAUGUGAUGAAAUCAUUGUUGUAUCAAAUGGUGAAAUUGUUGAUCAUGGAACAUACACUGAUCUGAUGAAUACCAGCAAAAUAUUAAAAGAAUUAGUACACGGACAUGUUAUAUCAGAUAAAGCAAAUAAAAGAAGUGAUUCAGAGCCCAAAACUCCUGUAUCACCGAACAUUGAAGAUAUUAUUCGUUUUCCUGAAGGUGAUGUUCAAAAUGCUAAAAUACCUACUGAACAAUAUCAAGGACAGUCGAUACCCCCUGAAGUUGACAAUGAAGAAAAAAGGAAAUUAAUUAAAAAAGAACAAUUAGAAACUGGCAGUGUUAAAUUUACUGUAUUUGCCGUGUAUUUUCGUGCCUGCGGUAUAAUAAUGUGUCUAUUAAUAUUUGCCUUUUUUUGUUUAACAUCUACUGCUAGUUUAUCGGCAAACAUUUGGUUAUCGAAAUGGACAGACGAUGCUGGAAAUGAACAGAACAACACUGGGUUAAGAAUUAAAGGUUUAAUUAUUUACUCCAGUCUUGGCAUUGCUCAAGGCUCAUUGACAUUUAUCAUGCAACUUUUUUCACGCCUCUCGGCUUAUCAGGCUGGUAAAAAAUUACAUUAUGCGAUAUUAAACGGCGUUCUUCGUGCUCCAAUGUCGUUUUUUGAUACGACUCCUCUUGGUCGAAUUGUCAAUCGGUUUUCAAGAGAUAUUGAUUCGGUUGAUUCGUCAUUGCCCAAUUCACUUUCGUCAGCAUUAACUACAAUGGUUUCCGUUGUUGUCACAAUGAUCAUUUUAGUCUAUGGCUCUUAUUUUUCUAUCAUUGCAUUGAUACCAUUAAGCAUCCUAUUCUUCUUUAUACAGUAUCAAAAAGCUCCAGGCAUGUUCUGCGGGCCGUGUCUAGCCAACCUUGCUGCUAAAUCUGUGUUAAUUGAAACUAUUCAAGGUUUAUCAAAUAUUCGAGCGUACAAUGUUCAGCAACGUUUCAUUAAUUUAUCCGAUUAUUUGUUAGACAAAAAUCAAUCAUGUUAUUUAACCAGUUGUCUUACUAACAGAUGGUUAGCUUUCCGUUUAGAGGCUAUAGCGAAUCUUUUGACAUUAUUAACGAGUCUAUUUGGUGUGUUAAUGAGAAACCAACUAUCAGCAGGAACUGUUGGGUUGACGAUAACGUAUGCAAUGCAAACUGCCCAAUCGUUAAAUUUUAUAGUUCGUGUGACAUCUGAAAUUGAAACUAAUAUUGUUAGUGUCGAACGUAUCAAUGAGUAUUCACAACUUGAAACAGAAGCACCAUGGGAAAUUCAAGAUUCAAAACCACCCUCAAAUUGGCCAUCUAAUGGUGAAAUUCAAUUUGUUCAUUUAUCAACACGUUACAGAGAAGGUCUUGAACUUGUUUUAAACGAUUUAACAAUUGAUGUUCAAGCAGGAGAAAAGAUUGGAAUUAUUGGUCGUACGGGCUCAGGUAAAUCAAGUCUUUGUAUUGCUCUAUUUCGUAUGGUUGAACCUACACAAGGUAAAAUUAUCAUUGAUAAUAUUGAUAUUACUCAAAUUGGAUUACAUGAUGUUCGAUUAAAAAUUACUAUUAUACCACAAGAUGCUGUUAUAUUUGCUGGCACAUUACGUUUUAAUUUGGAUCCAUUCGAAACUUAUACUGAUGAAGAAAUUUGGAAUGUAUUAGAACUAGCUCAUUUGAAAAAUCGUGCAUCAACAUUAGAAAAUGGUUUAUCUUAUCAACUGGCGGAAGGCGGUGAAAAUUUAAGUGCUGGUGAAAAACAAUUAUUGUGUCUAGCACGUGCUCUUCUACGUAAAAGUAAGAUAUUUGUACUUGAUGAAGCUACUGCUGCUAUUGAUAUGGAAACAGAUCGAUUAAUACAGCAAACAAUACGUUCAGCAUUUAAAGAUGCAACAGUCUUGACAAUUGCACAUCGUUUACACACAAUAUUAGAUAGUACAAGAAUUCUUGUUCUUUCACAUGGUCGUCAAGUCGAAUAUGACAAACCAAUAGUGUUAGCAUCAAAUCCAAAAUCAGCAUUUAGUAAAUUGUUAUCGGAUGCUGGUAUUUCACCGUCCGAAUUACAUAAAAUGAUUUGA